Molecule: messenger RNA, 1868 nt
Organism: Juglans regia (Persian walnut)
Lineage: Eukaryota; Viridiplantae; Streptophyta; Magnoliopsida; Fagales; Juglandaceae
Product: heat stress transcription factor A-1b-like
Exons: 3
Coding region: 123-1625 (500 amino acids)
Biological process (GO): regulation of transcription by RNA polymerase II
Cellular component (GO): nucleus
Molecular function (GO): RNA polymerase II cis-regulatory region sequence-specific DNA binding; DNA-binding transcription factor activity
Source: RefSeq, a predicted model, not a curated record
UGGAACACUCGCUUCACUUUCCCCAAAACCCCCAAAGGGCCAAAACCCUCUUGCUUCGAAUUUCGUCCCCAACCCCCCCUCUCUCUCUAUCUCUCACACACACACACGCAAGAAGAAGAAGAAUGGCAGAUGUUAAUGAUGCCGGAUCUUCGACGACGGCGACGACGGAUACAUUGCCGCCGUUUCUGAGGAAGCUUUACGCCAUGGUGGACGACCCGGAGACCGACUCGGUGGUUUCCUGGAGCGACGGAAACAACAGCUUUGUGGUCUGGAACCCGCAUGAGUUCGCCGCCAAGCUUCUGCCCAAGCACUUCAAGCACAAGAACUUGGCCAGCUUCAUCCGGCAGUUGAACACUUACGGUUUUAAGAAGGUGGACUCAGACCGUUAUGAAUUUGCAAAUGUGAAGUUUCUAAAAGGUCAAUCGCACCUUCUGAAGAGUAUUAGUCGGAGGAAACCGGUUCAUGUACCAACUGAAGUACCGAGCUCCUCAGUUGGGGCAUGUGUUGAGGUAGGGAAAUUUGGGCUCGACGAAGAGGUUAAAAGACUGGAAAGGGACAAGAAUGUUCUUAUGCAGGAACUUGUUAAAUUGAGGCAGCACCAGCAAGCAACUGAUCAUCAGUUGCAGAAUGUGGGGCAGCGUGUGCAGGUACUGGAGCAGAGACAGCAACAAAUGAUGUCUUUCCUAGCAAAGGCUAUGCAGAGUCCUGGCUUAUUUGCCCAGUUUGUACAGCAGCAGAAUGAAAGCAAUAGGAACAUUACUGGAGGGACUAAAAAAAGAAGACUCCCCAAUCAAGAGGAAAGUGUAGCUGGUGAGAGUCGCACCAAUGCUCCCGAGGGACAGAUUAUCAAGUACCAGCAGCCGUCAAUGAAUGAGGCUGCUAAAACCUUGCUGCGGCAGAUUUUGAAGAUGAAUGGAUCUCCUAGGGUGGAACCAUUGAUGAACAACCCAGAUGCAUUUCUUUUCGAUGAUGCUCCUUUUACCAAUACGUUCGACCAUGGAAAUUCCUUGAAUCGAGUUUCUGGAGUGACCCUUUCUGAGUUUCUGCCUAUUUCUGCAGAGUUGUUUAUGCCAGCAGAGCCGGAAUUUCCCAUUAGUUCUCCAUCCACUGCAAAUUCAGAUAUUCAAUCUUCCUCUUAUGCGAUGCCUGAUCAUGCUAUAGAAGCUCAAUUCCCAAACCUUGAUGUUUAUAAUUCUCAAGAAGAGACUGUUUUGCCCAACUUUACUGAACUGCAAGGGAUCAUGCCCAAAAGCACUGCAGAGAUCCCUGAUAUGAACCUUGCGGGAUCUGAGACUGGGAAUGCAAGUUAUGUGGAUCCAAUGUCUCUUUUGGAUGGGUCAAGGCCCAUAAAGACUGGUACUUUCUAUCCACAAAAUGAUGUGGAGGCCUUGCUUGAUGAGAUCCCUGUACUUCCGGGGAUUAAUGAUACUUUCUGGGAACAGUUUCUUACGGGGACUCCAGUCACUGAGGAUGUAGAUGAAAUUAUUUUGAGUUCACUAGAUGGUGAUGUGACCAUGGAUCAUGGGUUACAGAUGGGAAAGAAAAAUGGGUUGGACAAGAUUCAACAUAUGAAUCGUCUUACUGAGCAGAUGGGGCUUCUUGCGUCGGAAAGCAGAAUGGGGUGACCUUACCAAUUGUAUGUGCAUGUUUCUGGGCAUCAAGAGGUUGAUGCCUCGCACGGUUGGGCAGGCAAGGGCUUUCUUCAACGGCACAUGACCAGUAAUAAUUUUGUUUUAACGGAACUUUUUACUAGUUAUAAUUUCUAGUUUAAGAAACUUUUUACUCUUACAUCUGUAUUUCAUAAUUCUGUGCGCAUGUUUAUUUCGGAAGGCUAAUUGGAUAUAAUAAUGAAUUACGUUUACUUAUAA